Messenger RNA from Dentiscutata heterogama, 167 nucleotides. Lineage: Eukaryota; Fungi; Glomeromycota; Glomeromycetes; Diversisporales; Gigasporaceae. The record is from the annotation of a GenBank genome assembly.
AACCCGGUAUAUAUGUUCCACCUAAUGAUGCAUAUCCCAAGAGAUACCACGGUAUAGGGAUACGUAUUGAAGAUAAUGUUGUAGUUGGAGCUACAGAUCCUAUUGUAUUAAGUUCAACGGCACCUAAGGAGAUUGUUGACAUUGAAUUUUGCAUGGCUAAUUCAUGA